AUGAUCCAAUUUGAAGGUUACGCGCUUGAGGUCGUCUUGACGACGGCCAAUGCGGCUGCUCAGGCAUGGUAUGGGUAUGAGCAGGGCAUCAUCGCCGGGAUCCUGGUUAGCGAACGAUUCCUAGACACCUUUCCACAAAUUAGAACUCCUGUUAUCGAAGGCACCUUUACCAGCAUCUUCUCGCUCGGGAACCUCGUCGGCUGUCUCCUCGCCGCUCUCUUCGGCGACAAGCUUGGUCGUAAGAACACUCUACGAGUUGGCGCAGCCAUCAGCAGCAUCGGAGCAAUUCUUCAAUUCUCGGCUACCGCGUUCGAACAACUCAUGCUUGGGAGGGUGAUCAAUGGACUCGGCAAUGGUAUCUACGCACGAGAACGAGGCAUGACCUCAGCAACCUGCGGCGUCUUCCAAGCCGAAUCCGUCCGUGGCUCACGACGAGGCAAACUGUCCGUCAUCGUAGUCCUGCACAACGUCGUCUUCUACAUGAUCGCCAGCUGGCUGACCCUUGGGACCUUCUUCCUGGACAACUCGGGACAAUGGCGGAUUCCGUUCGCUCUCCAGCUCGUUCCGGCUAUCGUGCUCAUCAUCUUCCUGUUUCUGGUGCCCGAAUCACCUCGCUGGCUGAUGCUCAAGGAUCGACAUGAGGAGGCCAUUGAGUCAUUGCGAAGAUAUCUCGGCAAGGGUCUGACCGCCGACGACGAUGUGGUCCAAAACGAGUACAAAUCUAUUCGUGGUGCGCUGGAGAUUGAGCGGCAGUCGAAGAUCUCGUUCAAGCAGGUCAUCCUUUGCAGAGAUCGAUCGUCGCAUCUCAAGCGCAUGCUGUUGGGUAUGGGAGGACAGUUUAUGCAGCAGAUGGGCGGUAUCAAUGCACUGAACUACUACUUCAGCAUCAUCCUUCAGGAGAACCUCGGAAUGACCGCACUUAUGGCUCGUGUUCUGACCGGCGUCAACGCAACGACGUACUGCAUAUCCACCGCUAUGGCUUUCUGGAUCAUCGAGAGAGCCGGCCGACGAUUCCUCAUGCUGUCAGGUCUGGGCUUGCAAGGUUUCGCUUACAUUAUGGUCGCCAUCUCUGUGGCUCUGCUGGCUACUGCACCACAGCAGUGGGGAGCCGUUGCCAUUACGUUCUUGUUCUUCUACUACGCAGCUUUUGGAUGCACCUGGGGCAUGGUGCCCUGGAUUUACCAAGCCGAGAUCAAUUCUCUAGCGAUGAGAGUCCGUGGCGCUGCUGCUGCGACUAGCAUGAAUUGGCUGUUCGGUUUCGUCUGCACCCAAUUCACAUCUGUCGGCAUCCGGAACCUGGGCUACCGCUUCUACAUUAUCUUCGCUGUCCUGAACGUCGUCUUCCUGCCCGUUGUCUAUUUCCUCUACCCAGAAACCGCGAACCGCACACUCGAAGACUUGGACGCCUACUUCGACCGCGACUCUGGACACACCACCAUCAUCCGCAUUGGAGACAAGGUCGCCAAGCAGCAUAAACGCCCGCAGGAGGCGAUUGAUGCUGAGAGAAGGCGGAUUGAGAUGACGACGGAGGCGGAAGUGUUCGAUCGCAAGUUGAGUGGUAUCAGCCACGUUGAGGAGGUGCCCAAGUAG
Messenger RNA from Saxophila tyrrhenica, 1590 nucleotides. RefSeq lists its product as uncharacterized. Gene Ontology annotation, biological process: transmembrane transport; carbohydrate transport. Bases 1 to 1590 code for a protein of 529 amino acids. NCBI's taxonomy places the organism in Eukaryota, Fungi, Ascomycota, Dothideomycetes, Mycosphaerellales, Extremaceae. The record is from RefSeq and is a predicted model, not a curated record. The transcript is spliced from 8 exons. Gene Ontology annotation, molecular function: carbohydrate:proton symporter activity. Gene Ontology annotation, cellular component: membrane.